AAUUCCGUGUUACCAGCGAGCUCGUAUAAAUCACUGCCCACGCCGGGUUUUGGUCUCUCUGUUCUCCUCGUGCUCUUUUGACGUAUCAUUCAUCCCACUUACAUCGAGGACUUGUCACGCCUUAUACCCUUCCUCACCGGCUACGUCGUACGGCACAACAGAAGAAACGAAACAUCGACGUCGACAUGUCUAUGAUACGGCAAACCAACAACACCAGCUGCCCCACGAAUGGCGUACCCACGCCUCUGCCCGGUGUCCCCAACAACAUCAGCUACAUAGCCGUCCCGGGCCAGAACCCAUCAGCACCGUGGAUGGUGUCCUGCUGCGACCCGUACCCGGUGCACCUCUCGGACAAGUGCUGGCUCUGGUGCGAGGUCGACCCCGAGCUCGAGAGCGCCUCGGAUGCGGUGGUGGCGGAGGGUUUUAGCGCCUGCAUGAGCACGAACGGCCGGGACAGGAACGAGUCGAUCGGGCUCCUGUAUCACGACAAGAAGAACAGCGCGGCAACACGGCGGGUUUCGCUGCUGCAUUCGGUUGUCGUCGCGCUCGCGACUUCGAUGGUGGUAGCUAUGACGUCAGUGGUUUGAGCGUAUGUUACCUCUGCUGGAUGGAUUCAACAAGGAGAGGGAGCUCAUUGGGGAGCACGGGAGAAUCGGCUCGGACUGUUGAGCGGGCGUUGGGGUUAUUGUUACAUGGCGGCAUGAUCUGUUAGUACUGUGUAUGUAUUGUCUGGGAAUGAGAGAU
Messenger RNA from Chaetomium fimeti, 744 nucleotides. RefSeq lists its product as uncharacterized. Bases 186 to 587 code for a protein of 133 amino acids. The transcript has 2 exons. The record is from RefSeq and is a predicted model, not a curated record. NCBI's taxonomy places the organism in Eukaryota, Fungi, Ascomycota, Sordariomycetes, Sordariales, Chaetomiaceae.